ACUCUGCACUGGAUCUGUGCCCCCACGUGGAGUACAAACGCCCAAACCUAAACCGAAGUGGGGAGCGAUGCCCCAUCACUGCAAUCUGCAAUCAUAUGCCUUCCUUUCCUUCAAUUCUUCCGUUCUUGCUCUUCGCUUCACUCUUCUCAGUUUCACUCUCUGACCCUUCCUCCACCCUCCGAAGCUCGCGACUCGCAGUGCCAUAUGGAGACAUGUCGAGGGUUUCCUUAGCUUUCUUUUUUACUCUCUCAAACGGUGCUUAAUCGCUUCCAUUGUAAGGAUGUGGAACUUCGCAUCAAGUUGUAUUGCUGGGAGUGUGAAACUGAAAAAUGAUUCUCUAAAGCCAACUCACUCUGUUUCAGAAUGCUCUGAUGAUGAGACGUCUUCUGUUGUGAGCAGAGAUGAAGGGCUCGAAUGCCCCAUUUGCUGGGAAUCUUUUAAUAUUGUUGAAAAUGUGCCCUAUGUUUUAUGGUGUGGCCACACCCUUUGUAAAAACUGCAUCCUAGGAUUGCAAUGGGCCGUUGUGAAAUUUCCAACUCUGCCCGUUCAACUUCCCCUUUUUAUCUCAUGCCCAUGGUGCAACCUUUUAUCUUUCCGUUUGGUUUACCGGGGAAAUCUCAGAUUUCCUCGCAAGAACUACUUCCUUCUUUGGAUGGUUGAGGGCAUGAAUGGUGAUAGAAUGAAAUCACAUUCAUCUUUCUGUGGGGAUCAUCAAUCACACUGGCCAGUUAAAGACCAUUUAACAGCAGGACAACUAAUCCGUGGGAACCCUCGGAGGGGACAACUUGUUCGCCAUCCAGAUCCAUCACGUUCAAAUCAACAUCAAAAUGAUGCUGGUAGUUUUCUCAGUUUGGAAAGAUUACAUACUUCUCUUCGGAAGUCACUGGUUUUCUUUGUACACUUGACUGCUAAGUUCCCACUGAUCAUUAUAUUUCUUCUUAUCGUCUUGUAUGCAAUACCAGCCAGUGCAGCCAUUUUGGCUCUGUAUAUACUUGUUACAGUUCUGUUUGCUCUCCCAUCAUUCCUCAUCCUGUACUUCGCAUAUCCUAGUCUGGAUUGGCUUGUCAGGGAAAUCAUCACAUGAGAUUGCGAGGUGAUAUAUCUGCAAUCAUUAUGAAUAGAAGUCUGCCUCACCUAAUUGCCGUCUUGAUCCUAGAUCUUCUGCUUUGUAAUUUGCCGACUUUACCUUUAUCAAGCUGCUUUAUUUCUCUCUGCAUACACCAUACAGUCCCACUCAAUUUCAGGUGACUUUCACGGCCUCUUUUUGGAGCUCUGGUGGAGCUUCACCGGGUGUCGUCUUUCCCAUUUUUAGCCUUAGAGGUAUUGAUGUUUAUUCAAGGCCCUGGAGGGAUUGUGGUGAUGAAUGGAUGAUUGGUUGAUUGUACCUUUUCCUGGCUGUAAGUGUUGUGCUUUAUCUUUUGUUUUUUUAAUCAAUAUUUUACUGAAGAACACAUCUGAUAUAGUUUGUGCAGUCUUGAAAAGUUCCUGUGAUGUGUAACCCAUUUGGUACUAUAGUUCUAUUAUUUGAAAUAUAGUUAUAUAGAAUUGAUUGGGGCA
Prosopis cineraria is the source of this 1557-nucleotide messenger RNA. RefSeq lists its product as uncharacterized. Bases 281 to 1084 code for a protein of 267 amino acids. The transcript is spliced from 2 exons. The record is from RefSeq and is a predicted model, not a curated record. Lineage: Eukaryota; Viridiplantae; Streptophyta; Magnoliopsida; Fabales; Fabaceae.